AUGUAUAAUCGUGUAGAUGAAGUCACCGGUGAAAUCAAGAAGGAGUACAAGGAAGGGCUCACCGGAUUUAUGCAAUUUGCUACAAAUCAAGAAAUCUCUCGUGAACAAGGUAAAAUGAGUUGUCCUUGUAGCAAAUGUGAUAACGAGAAAUUCAUUAAUAUUGAGACUGUAUGGAAGCAUUUGUUUUGGAAAGGAUUCACACCCGGGUAUUAUAUAUGGUUUUCACAUGGAGAGGAUUUUGGAACAUUGCCUAGUACUAGUCAUGUUAAUAUAGGCGAGUGUGGAAAUGAAAGAGUAGAAAAUAUGGUUUUAGAAGAAGAAAAUACAAUGAAUAUGGAAGAAGAUAAUGGUGGUAACAUAGUUAGAGAUGUGUUUCGUGAAACCAUUGAUGGGGCUAAUAUUGCUGAGGAACCAAAUGAAGAAGCAAAGCGGUUUUAUGAUAUUCUACAAGCCGCUAGGAAUCCGAUCUAUGAAGGAUGCAAAGAUGGUUUAUCAGCUCUAUCAGCUGCAACUAGGUUGAUGAGUAUUAAAACAGAAUGGAAUUUGGCUGAGGAUUGUGUUGAUGCAAUUGCAGAUUUUGCUAAAGAUUAUAUGCCUGCAGAUAAUCUAGCACCGGGAUCAUUUUACGAAAUUCAAAAAUUGGUCUCGGGACUAGGGUUACCAUACGAAAUGAUAGAUGUAUGCAGAGACAAUUGCAUGAUUUUUUGGGGAGAUGACUGCAAUUUGGAAGCAUGCAAGUGGUGUGGAAAGCAAAGAUUUAAGGAAACGUCUGGGAGAAAAAAAAUUCCUUACCAGAGAAUAUGGUAUUUGCCAAUCACAGAUAGGUUAAAAAGGCUCUACCAAUCUGAACAAACUGCAGCGUCAAUGAGAUGGCACGCUGAACAUGAAUUCACUGGAGAAAUUUCACAUCCAUCUGAUGCAGAAGCAUGGAAGCAUUUUCGAAAUGUUUAUUCUGAUUUUGCGGCUGAAGCACGAAAUGUGUAUCUUGGGUUAUGCACAGACGGGUUCAACCCUUUUGGGAAGUCAGGUCGGAAGUAUUCACUCUGGCCAGUUAUUGUGACCCCAUAUAAUCUACCACCAGCUCUCUGCAUGAAACAAGAAUUUUUAUUUCUGACCAUACUAGUUCCUGGACCAAAUCACCCUCGUCGGUCUCUUGAUGUGUUCCUACAACCUUUGAUCGAAGAGCUGAAAAUGUUAUGGUUCGAAGGGGAGGUUAAAGUAACAAAAAAUGGUCGCCGUUUUGGGUAUGGAACAAUGGAUAUCGGUGAACCAAGUGGUCCAAGUUAUGCAACUCAAUCUCCGGAUUACAAAGCAUUGUAUCUGGAGACACAAACAAAGCUCGUCCAAGUUACCAAUAAGUGUGAUGAGUUGUCUUCUCAAGUUGAAGAUGCUCAGUAUUGGAGUACUGUCAUGCGAAACAUGUUCCCUGAUCAUGUCCCACCCUCUCAAGCUGCAAGACAAGCUGCAACCGCUAAUAACACCUUCGAAGCCUAA
This is a messenger RNA of Brassica oleracea var. oleracea, 1494 nucleotides long. RefSeq lists its product as uncharacterized. The coding region runs from base 1 to 1494 and encodes 497 amino acids. NCBI's taxonomy places the organism in Eukaryota, Viridiplantae, Streptophyta, Magnoliopsida, Brassicales, Brassicaceae. The record is from RefSeq and is a predicted model, not a curated record. The transcript has 2 exons.